AAAUUGUGUUUUUUUAUCAUAGUAUCUAGUUGUUUAAUUUCCAUUCUGAAGCCAGGCUGGGCCAAAAGGCACGAUUAGCUAUAAAAAUCAGCAUGGAGCAGCAUGUGUAAUCUCUGAUAUGAGGCUGAAAAUGAUACUGAAAUACAACAGAAGUCAGAGACUAUCAGCCAUAUUAUGGAAGAUGAACUAUAAAUACGAGCAUAUCUAAUUAUUUCAGGAGAAAGAUGCUGGAUGGAAUCUUUAAUCAACUUUCUUAAUAGGGAAGCGAGAGCUCUGCUGGUUUGUAUGGCAAGCUAUUUUAAUACUGCUGUGUUUAAAAUUGUGUGACUACAGUUACCAAUAGCAAUAAGAUGUAGCUCCAGAGGGGAGUCCUAGUGGUUGCAAAAGUUUUUUCUCUUAUUUCUCCAACAUUUUUGCUCUCUGAAGUCUCAAGUCCACAUUCUCUAUCCUACAGCUUGGUUUUGCUUUUCAGCUGGAUUUUCAAUGUAUGCCAACGGUGGAAUUCCUACAGAACUGAAAACAAAACCUUUCAGCUUUUGGAGUAGUUCUGGUAUGUUUUCCUACAUCACGCCAGUGGCAAAAAUACAGUCGGCAAAAGAUUGUGCUCCCUCAACUUCUGGCAUGGACAGCUGAGGAAUAUAAAGCCUGAUGGUGACAAAGGGUGAUAAUCUCCUAUUUUUCACUAUUUAUCUCACCGGUUUUGGACUUAGCAAUGGAUAUUCUUUGUGACGAGGAUUGCUCUGCGAACCCAACUGCAAACUCCUUAAUACAAAUAAAUCAUGAGAGAAGACUCUACAGAAAUGUUUAUGGAGCUGGAGAGAUUAAUAUAUCACAUCUCUUUAACUUGACUGUGGACUCUGAAAACCUAACCAAUCUUUCGUGUGAAAGUAACAUGAGUCCACCGUGCUACUCUUCCCUGUUUCAGCUUUCACAGAAAAACUGGCCAGCUUUGCUGACAGUGAUAGUGAUUGUUUUAACCAUUGCUGGAAAUAUUCUUGUCAUCAUGGCUGUGUCACUGGAGAAAAAACUACAGAAUGCCACUAACUAUUUUCUAAUGUCACUCGCAAUAGCUGAUAUGCUGCUGGGUUUCCUCGUCAUGCCUGUGUCGAUGUUAACCAUACUGUACGGAUACACAUGGCCUCUACCUACAAAGCUCUGUGCGGUUUGGAUCUACUUGGACGUGCUUUUCUCCACUGCCUCCAUCAUGCACCUCUGUGCCAUCUCGCUGGAUCGCUAUAUUGCCAUUCGAAACCCCAUCCAUCACAGCCGGUUUAACUCGAGAACUAAGGCUUUUGCAAAAAUAAUUGCUGUUUGGACCAUAUCAGUCGGUAUCUCCAUGCCUGUACCUGUCUUUGGACUACAAGAUGACUCCAAAGUGUUUAAGAAAGGCAGCUGCUUACUUGUGGAUGACAAUUUUGUCCUAGUAGGCUCUUUUGUGGCAUUCUUCAUCCCUCUAACCAUCAUGGUGGUCACCUACUUUUUAACUAUCAAGACGCUGCAGAAGGAAGCUAUGCUAUGCGUGAAUGACAUUGGCCCAAAGACCAAGUUUGCUUCAUUUAGCUUCCUCCCUCAGAGUUCCCUGUCCUCAGAGAAACUCUUCCAGCGCUCUUUGAACAGAGACAUGGGGACUUCUGGGAGGAGAACUAUGCAAUCCAUCAGCAACGAGCAGAAGGCUUCCAAGGUUCUUGGCAUUGUCUUCUUUCUGUUUGUUGUGAUGUGGUGCCCAUUUUUCAUCACCAAUGUGAUGGCCGUAAUUUGCAAGGAGUCAUGCAAUCAAGAGGUCAUUGGAGGACUACUUAACAUAUUUGUUUGGAUUGGCUACCUUUCUUCGGCUGUCAACCCACUCGUGUAUACGUUGUUCAACAAAACCUACCGCUCAGCUUUCUCUCGUUACAUUCAGUGUCGCUACAAGGAGGAGAAGAAACCUUUCCAGCUGAUUUUAGUGAACACUAUCCCAGCACUUGCAUAUAAUUCCAGCCAGCUUCAGCUAGCACAAAUGAAGAGUUUGAAAAAAGAGGCAAAAAUUAUGGCUAAGGAUUAUUCGAUGGUCACGAUAGGAAUACAUCAUUUGGAUGGUACCUCCAAGGCAAGUAUCAGCCCAGCAAACGAAAAGGUUAGCGGUGUGUGACGGUCAGCAGCUGCCAUGACCCCCACCGUGCGUACACUGAAAAUUUCACCUGGCUGUGAGAAGCUCUCAUAGCUUAGGAAAAUCAGCCCUGCUCAAGAGACCCUCCAAUAACAUCACAUACUCCUCAUAUUAUCCUGUGGAUGAAAAGCAGGGUUGAAAUGGUAUCAAAUGUGCAAUUUUUUUUCAUACAGUACUUUGGCUGUUUUAAGCACAGGCUUUAUUAAACUUAUUUUUUUAAUAUUCUAAAGGAUAUAUUUCUUAAAGAAAAAAAAAUGCAAUUUCUGGUAUUAUAACAUGGGCUGUGAAGAAACCUAUGCUUUUCUUUUCUCUUUGUAAAUGAAAGCUAAGCUGUCCUUUGAUGUCCUCGCAGAGUAGGCUCCAGCUAGUUUGUCUUGCUACAAUGGAAUUUUGCUAUCAUCUACUGAAUGAGCACUUUAUGGAAUAUUAAAUAAAAUGAUGGUUAAUUUGCUAAUAUAUAUUUAAAAUAAAUUUUAAAGUAUUAAAGAAAAAUCUAUUGAAACCUGUAUAGAUUAAUUAUAUGGACAUUUUGGUAACAGUGUUUUUAUGGCUAUUUUUUUCUUCCGAGUGACCAUUCUGAAAUGUUACUGGGCUUUUCUGCCAUUUGUUCUGUAGUUCAAAUCAGCACUCUUCAAAGGUAAAUUAUACUUGAAUGAUCCUUUGUUUCUACCACCAUUCGUAAUCUUUAUUUCAUGUCUUGUGCUUUAUUUCCGUUGAGAAAGUUUCAUCUGUUCAGCUUAAAACUUGAAAGCAAUUUUUUCAAAAGUAAUUAUUGGGCUUGAUUCCCUGCUCCUUCCCACUGGUGUUGAUAGGGAAGUGAAGUGAAGUGAGAGAAGAGUGGAAAAUCAGGCACAACAUUGCUAAAUAAUUUCCAGAACGAUUCCACGUCCGUGCCUCUGUUCGAUUCCAACAGUCUGAUUUAAGUAAUGUCAGUGGAAGUUUUGCCUGAGUAAAGCCUUCAGUAGAAGGCUGCAGCAGAUCCUCUCUCAUCAUUUCUCUUUGGUUAAAAAGGCCAUUAUGAAGAAUGUCCUUCUGGUUUUGUUUUAGGGCUUAUAGAGCCAGAAUUAUUAGAAAACUGUUAGUUGCUCAAAAUUGUUUUCCCUGGUUUCGCUGUUUUGCUGUUACGGUAGAUUGCUCAGGAACGGUAGGUAGCUUGCACUAUUAGGACUCAGCCUUAAUGAAAUAUGUAUGGGCAAAUGGGGCCCACCUGAAAAAUAACAGGACUUAUAAGCGGCACUGUAUUUCACCUGCGUAGCUCCAAGGGCAGAAUACAUUACACAAAGAACAUCAAAUACAUUGCUUGACAGAAAUGCCUAGUCAUGAAACUGUUUGCUUUCAGGCAUUAUAGACAAUUUCACUGAAGCCAGUGGGACUCCGCUGGAGAGCAGAAACAGAAAUGUUGCAUCCACCUGCAAAACCUAAAGCCAAGCAUUUGAUUCGUUCCACGAAUUUUGCGGCCAUAACCAUCAGAAGCAGGAUACAUUCCAGUUUCAGAUCCUAUCCGCUCUGAAAAAAACACUGCCUACCCAGAAGCCAAACUCCAAAGCCUUCAUCAGUCCUUCUCUUGAAGUUGUUCAGUUUUCACAGACCAAUUAAACUUCCACUAAGGCAAAGAAAGAGAGAGACAGAGAGAAAGUGUAUCUGAUUCUAGCCUACCAGCCGGGGGUCUUUGGAAAAGGAAGACUUUUAGCUUAAAAUACUCAUCUGUGGUAGAAGAGGACUUGAAACUUGGCUGGGUAUUUGGCUGAUUUCCAAGGAACUGCUUUUAUUGCUCUCUUGCCAGUAUGAUAACUAAAUCUGCUGCUUUUAUGAGCCCUUUCCUCCAACGUGGGAUCGGUCAGAGCCACCGUGCACGGGUGACACGGGAGCUCUGUGUGCAUGAGGUGACACCGGCUCGCUC
Aquila chrysaetos chrysaetos is the source of this 4046-nucleotide messenger RNA. It is a transcript of the gene HTR2A, whose product is annotated as 5-hydroxytryptamine receptor 2A. The record is from RefSeq and is a predicted model, not a curated record. The transcript has 3 exons. Bases 713 to 2128 code for a protein of 471 amino acids. NCBI's taxonomy places the organism in Eukaryota, Metazoa, Chordata, Aves, Accipitriformes, Accipitridae. Gene Ontology annotation, molecular function: G protein-coupled serotonin receptor activity; neurotransmitter receptor activity. Gene Ontology annotation, cellular component: plasma membrane; dendrite. Gene Ontology annotation, biological process: chemical synaptic transmission; G protein-coupled receptor signaling pathway, coupled to cyclic nucleotide second messenger.